Messenger RNA from Gavia stellata (red-throated loon), 1792 nucleotides. RefSeq names its product DnaJ heat shock protein family (Hsp40) member A3 (gene DNAJA3). The transcript has 13 exons. Gene Ontology annotation, cellular component: mitochondrion. Gene Ontology annotation, molecular function: protein kinase binding; ATP binding; heat shock protein binding. Gene Ontology annotation, biological process: negative regulation of apoptotic process; protein folding; mitochondrion organization. The record is from RefSeq and is a predicted model, not a curated record. Bases 1 to 1740 code for a protein of 579 amino acids. Lineage: Eukaryota; Metazoa; Chordata; Aves; Gaviiformes; Gaviidae.
AUGCCCGGUGGAGCCGAGGUCUCCCUCCCCACCGCCCGGGUUGUGACACUCGUGUGCGUGCGGCCAGAGCAGACAGGCCCCGACACAUCGCCCUCGCCGCUCAGCCGUGCUGCCACGGCCUCCCACGCGCCGCGGAGCCGAACCUCUGCGCUUGACGAGCGCUUGAAAGCGCCCACCCUGCUGCGAGGGCCCGGGAGCGGCGCGGGGCUACUGCGCAAGCGCGCUGCUGCGUCCUCCUCCGCCUGCGCGGCGCGGUGCCGUCGCGUGUCGCCGGUGGCGCAGGCGCAGCGCUGCGCGCGGGCCAAGAUGGCGGCCGGGAGCUCCUCGCGUUGGCUCGGGGCGGCCGCCGCCGUCGCCGCCGCCAGGAGCCGCGGGCCGGGGGAGGGGCGGCUGCCGCUCCUCUGGCUCGUCCGGGGGCUCAGCGUCCCGCCGCCGCCCGCCGCCGCCUCGGCUCGCGCCGCCCGCCGCCUCCUGCCGCUGUGCGCCGGGCUCUGCGCCGCGGGGACGAAGCGCGCUGCCGCCGCCGCCGCCUCCUUCCACAGCAGCGCCGCGGCCCACGCCAAGGAGGACUAUUACCAGGUGCUGGGGGUGCCCCGCACCGCCACCCAGAAGGAGAUCAAGAAGGCCUACUACCAGCUGGCAAAGAAAUACCACCCUGAUACGAAUAAGGAUGACCCUAAAGCUAAAGAGAAGUUCUCUCAGCUGGCAGAAGCCUACGAGGUAUUAAGUGAUGAAGUGAAGCGGAAACAAUAUGAUGCGUACGGCACGGCUAGUUUUGAUCCUGGCGCAGCGGGUGCCGGUGCUGGGCGGCAGUACUGGAGCAGUGGUCCAUCGAUUGAUCCGGAAGAGCUUUUCAGAAAAAUCUUCGGAGAGUUUUCAGGGUCCCCUUUCGGCGACUUUCAGAAUGUCUUUGACCAGCCGCAGGAGUAUAUCAUGGAACUGACGUUCAGCCAAGCUGCAAAAGGUGUUAACAAGGAGAUUGUGGUGAACAUUAACGACUCCUGUGAGCGAUGCAAUGGUAAAGGACAUGAACCUGGUACCAAAGCCCAGCGCUGUCACUACUGCAAUGGCACUGGCAUGGAGACGAUAAAUACCGGCCCUUUUGUAAUGCGAUCUACGUGCCGACGAUGCGGUGGUCGUGGUUCCAUCAUAACAACACCAUGCGUAGUAUGUCGAGGAACGGGGCAAACCAAACAAAAGAAGACAGUGAUGGUUCCUGUGCCAGCUGGCGUUGAGGAUGGGCAGACAGUUCGGAUGCCUGUGGGGAAGAAAGAAAUUUUCAUUACGUUCAGGGUUCAAAAAAGUUCUGUGUUCAGAAGAAAUGGAGCAGAUAUCCAUUCGGACCUCCUUAUUUCAAUAGCACAGGCUGUUCUGGGAGGCACAGCCAGAUGUCAAGGCUUGUACGAGACAAUCAAUAUCACAAUACCCCCUGGUAUUCAGCCAGACCAGAGAAUUCGGAUGAGUGGGAAAGGCAUUCCCAAGGUUAACAGCUACGGCUAUGGAGACCACUACAUUCACAUAAAGAUAAAAGUUCCUCAGAGGCUGACGGACCGCCAGAGAGCCUUAAUGAUGAGCUAUGCCGAGGACGAGGCAGAUGUGGACGGCACGGUGAACGGGGUCACAAAUACGGCAUCAGGUGGCAGGGCCACGGCUAGCGCUGACGCAGGCGGGGAUAGGCCUGAGGCUGAGGAGAACAAGGAGGGAUUCCUCUCCAAACUUAAGAAAAUGUUUAGCUCCUGACACCCCAUCCGAGGGAAGCGUUCCACUGGAAACUAAGAGCCAGCAGCAGCAG